This is a messenger RNA of Neospora caninum, 762 nucleotides long. RefSeq lists its product as hypothetical. The transcript has a single exon. Bases 1 to 762 code for a protein of 253 amino acids. NCBI's taxonomy places the organism in Eukaryota, Apicomplexa, Conoidasida, Eucoccidiorida, Sarcocystidae. The record is from RefSeq and is a predicted model, not a curated record.
AUGGCAUCUUUCGCCCCUGACGACCAUGGCAAAGUGUGCCUCGACGAUAAAGAGGCAAAUCGACCCUACGAUGGACUGUUCAAAGGGCUCGGCGACCACAGCUCCACUGUCUCGCAUUCGCACGUUCGUCCAAAUCCUGACCACAACAAAUCGACGGUUUGCCUUGGAGAAGAGGCUUCUGCUGAACGGUUUGCGUUUGUCGAGCAACAGCGGCACCAGCCUCCCGUAGACCCGUCUUUCUACGUCGAACAGGUGACGACGGCUACGAGGCAUGUAAACAAAAACAAGAGUUCGGUGCAGUUUGGUGACGACACUACGGGUCUUUCCAGCAUGACGCAAGAACAGCUACACGACCCACGCGCGGGCAGUCCACACACAAAACACGGGAAAGCUGUCAACAGCGAACACAACAAAUCUACUCUAGUUUUCGGAGAUGCUACGGAUCAGGAGAGAUUCGAGUAUGCAGAAGAACGUAGAGGACAUCCGGUGCGGGGAAAGCAGGGCCAGGAGCAGUUGGUGUUUGCUGCUGUCGCGGAGAGCUCUAGUGCUCGGGAAUCUUGUGGGAGCGGGAACAAGAGAAACGAGUCCACUCUUGUACUUGGCGCAGGGUACCUAUCAGACGAUGCGCCUCGACGGUCUGUGGCUAAAGACUUCGGAUUCAUGCCCAGCGCUCCGGAGAUGCUCGACGAAAUGCCCCGAGCAACAUACGUUAGGAAUCCCCGGGCUGUGUCACAGUAUGGGAAUUUCGACCAGAGCGAGUGA